Exophiala oligosperma is the source of this 3270-nucleotide messenger RNA. RefSeq lists its product as uncharacterized. Gene Ontology annotation, biological process: mitotic spindle midzone assembly; microtubule cytoskeleton organization. NCBI's taxonomy places the organism in Eukaryota, Fungi, Ascomycota, Eurotiomycetes, Chaetothyriales, Herpotrichiellaceae. Gene Ontology annotation, cellular component: cytoplasm; spindle; mitotic spindle midzone. The record is from RefSeq and is a predicted model, not a curated record. The transcript is spliced from 2 exons. Gene Ontology annotation, molecular function: microtubule binding. The coding region runs from base 52 to 2664 and encodes 870 amino acids.
UGACAGACACCUAUCAUCAAGCAGCUGGGCCACCAGCCCUGAGUCGCCAACAUGCCCGCGCCCAUGGACACCAGCUACUUGACGACCCAGGUCACCACCAUCAUCGGUCAAUUGCACUCGAUCUUCGAUGAGAUCGGGGUUCCUCGAAAUGAACGCGACUCCAGAGAAACAGAGCUCUUCGCAGCUCUAUCUGAAACACUUCACAACCACCUCCGCAGUGUCAACCAGGAAAAGAACGAACUCACCGAAGAGGCGCAUAACAUAAUCAAGACCAUCAAACAGAUGGAAGCUUCGCUGGACGACGAAAAAGAGAGAGGCUAUGACCUGGACAGCAGUGGACUCAGAGUUACCUUCCCUCUUAUCGACUGUUUACGCGACCUCAAAGAAAAGUACAACGUCGUCAGCAGGCUCCACCGAGAACGAUUUGAACAAGUCAAGAAGCUGGUUCAAGCUCUCGAGUCAUACUCGUCGCAUCUCGAAUCAUCUUUCGUCAAGAUCAGACUACCUCCCACUUCUUCCACUACAUGUCCACCGAACUUCGACUUGUCUCCCUCUUAUGUCACAACCCUUGAUGAGGAAUUCUCACGAGUCUAUGAUGAGUAUAAUAGAAGAGUCGUUGUGGUUCAGCAAACCGCAGAAGAGAUUGUGAGGUUGUGGUCGGACUUGGGUAUCCCACAGGCGCAGACCGAUUCUUUGAUAGUGCAGCAUUAUCGGGACUCACCCGAGCAACUAGGACUACACCAGGCAGAUUUGGACCGACUAAAGAGCCGGCGUGAGAAACUUGUCGAUGAAAAGAAAAGCCGAGAGAGGAGAAUCGUCGACAUCAAGAAGAACAUAGAGAAUUUGUGGGAUCGAUUGGGUAUUGAACAAGCAGAUCGGAAGGCUUUCCUGGCUGCUAACCGCGGUUGUGGCCUACGAACCAUCAACGAAUUCGAGGAUGAGUUGGCAAGACUCAACGAGUUGAAGAGACAAAACCUGCACUUGUUUGUUGAGGAUGCUCGUGUUAGACUUCAAGAGCUUUGGGACUCUCUAUACUUCUCGGAGGAAGAGAUGCUCGAUUUCACACCAGCAUUCUCUGAUGUCUACAGCGAUGCUCUACUAUCUGCACAUGAGGCAGAGAUCGAACGACUUACCACGCUGAAGGAACAGCGGGCGCCAAUCUUGACAGUUGUUGAGAAGUACAAGUCACUGGUUGCCGAUAAGGAAUCACUUGCUGCAUCUGCUGCAGAUGCUACGAGAUUGAUGCUAAAGCCACAGAAAGGAGAGAAGCGAGAUCCUGGCAAACUCUUGCGCGAGGAAAAGAUGAGAAAGAGGAUCGCGAAGGAACUCCCCAAGGUUACAGCCGAGUUAACCAAGACCCUCCAGAAGUAUGAAGACGAAUACGGCAGACCGUUCUUGAUUCAUGGCGAGAGGUUCUUGGAUGAAAUGGAAGAAGCAGAGACCAAAGCGCCACCUCCACGAUCGAAGACACCAAACGGACUUCCACCGAGAUCGAAGACUCCUGCCACUACGCAGCCUGCUAAAUCAGCUCCAAGUGCUGGAAAGUCUGCACAGAUAGCUCGACCUGCAAGUGUUAUGAAAGGCCCUCCACCACGUUCCACAGCCAAAACGCCAACUGGUAGCAGAUCCGCAACAAUGAGACAACAUCCCGCGCCAGCAUCUGCUGCAAAUGGAUGUUCAUCACAAGCCAAGUCUCCUUCGAAAAUCCCAGCUCGUGCACCAUUGGGCACAUUGAAGCAUGGCAACAACUCACCCGAACGCCGGACGGUUCAUCAUGCCACAUCCCAUGCCACAUCCCAACCUGCUGAGCCGCAACACAAUUUUGGCCAGAGUACGAAAUCAAUGGGUCCUCCUCGAGCACCUCCUCCCAAAAUGAGGGAUCUCUUUGUGCCUCCGCAAGAGCCGGCACCUACGACUACAGGGUUGCCCCUCAAUCAAGCUCCUGCGACGGGUCGGCCUGCCAGUACAGUUUCUUCAGGAUCCAACGAGAGCAACCGUUAUGUCCGGCCAAUAUCCCCAGAAGACGUCUAUGAUGACCGCGAGCGCAUGUCAUACAUGUCAAUAUCCCUCCUCAACCGUGAUCGUCAACAACAUCAGCCACAAGCCGACGCAUAUUAUGCCGGACACAUGAGUCAACAUCAACACCAGACAUCGCAUUCUUUAGCAGGUUCAGUCCAUGGUCACAGUCAUCGGUCAAACCCAUCUGCACCCCCUUCCACCAAUCAAUCGCGCCAGACGUCCAAUACGUCUUCCAACAUGACGACUGCCACAACAGCAUCCGGAAGUGAGAAUUGGGAAACAUACUCUGACGCUUCGGAGAUGGAACCUGAACGCGACGUCAGAGAUACGUACUAUUCCAAGGUCCAUGCAUCCACGACGAAUACGUUGGGCAUGAGUGUCAACCCACACCAAAACCUGAACGGCAAGAGACCCGGUACUGCUGGGGGUGCAUUUGCGGGACAAAUGGCCCCUCCACCUGCGAAGAUGCGCAUGCCGAAUCAGCAGCAGCAACAGUACGGCUACCAAGGUCAAGCACAGCAGUAUGGCCAUGGUCAAUUCCGUGACAUCUCGGACGAGAACAUGAAUUCCAGUCUAUAUGGCCACGCGGUGCGAGUCGACGGGAGCGACGCAGCUUGGAGCACCGAGCUCGAAGAGACGUAUUGAGGAAUUGAGUGCAUCAUUUAGGCUCGUUCCUAGCGGUGUGUUCGAAUCUGCGUCCAGAGCUGGUGAUUUUCUCUUCUCUUCUCAAGAUAUUGUGUUUCUAUCCUGACUUUUUUUCGGUUGGAGUUUCUCGUUGGAAAAGAGGAGAAAAAGUAAAUCGGCGCAUACACACAUUGGGAUUUUCGGGAGGAGGAGGAGGCGUGCCUCAUAUCCUCGUCUUCUUCUCCUUCAUCAUGACCGUUACGAUUGCUGUCUUUAUUGUGUUGGGAGCUGCGGGCGAAGGGUAGGCGGGUUUUUCUGUGGAGCAUGAUCUUAUAGGUACCUGGGUACAUUUGCACGGGGACAGGAACGACCUGGACGGCGCAUGAAGAGAUGUUCAGGCGAACCUUGCAGAUUCAAGUACUCCGUACAGACGGGUUCGAUUUCUGUUUCAGUUCCCGCUUUUCGACCACAGCGCAAGCCCCCCAAACCCGACCUUACCUACCCAUCCAGGUACGCCAGGUGCUUUGUCUCUGUUUCUGUUUUCCGCCUCCAAUGUCGGGACAAAGCUUUUGGACUAGACUAGAGAGACAGACAGACAACAAUGCCAAUUUUCGGAAUAUACUUAUG